CCACUCCACGCCCAUUGGCGGCUGCACCGGUCACGUGCCGCCCUUAGCAACACACCUGGGCUUCCUUAGCGACGGGCGCUGAGGAGCGGGUGGGAAUCGGGAGCUGGGAACGGGAAGCGGGAAGCAGGAACUUGAACCGGGAACCGGGAGCCGACCCCGACCUCUGGGGAUCCGCGACUGAUUCCGUCUCACAAUGACUCAGUUUUUCAAUAAUAUUGAGCCAAAUGUUAUUGAUGAUGAAAUGCUCCAGAAAGCCAUUGAAGAGAAGUGUCCAGAGGACCUUGGAGAUAUUGCCAGAAGGGAAAGUAUUAACGUUAAGGUUGUGACAGAGAUACAAUUUAGUUUUAAAAACAUCCUGCAGAUUGCUAAUCUUUGGCCAUUAGAGAAUCUGACUAAACUGCAGCUGGACAACAAUGUCAUUGAGAAGAUAGAAGGUCUGGAGAGUCUGGUUCACCUUGUAUGGCUUGACCUGUCCUUCAACAAUAUUGAAGUAAGAGGCCUGGAUACUCUUGUCAAACUGCAGGACCUCAGUCUCUACAAUAACAGAAUAUCUAAAAUUGAGCACAUGGACACAUUGCAAGAGCUGCAGAUUUUCUCCAUAGGGAAGAAUAACCUGACCAUUCUGGAAGAUGUAAUCUACCUCAGGAGGUUAAAAAGCUUGCAGACACUGAACCUCAGUGGGAACGCUUUCUGCAGAGAAGAGCACUACAGGCUGUUUGUUGUUGCUCAUCUUCCCAGCCUGGUGUACUUGGACUUCAAGCUCGUGAGAAACUCCACGAGAGAAGCUGCAGCUUUAAAGUAUCAACAUCUUACUAAGCCAUUGGAGCAAGAGGAGGCUCAGGUCCUUGCUCUGCAGGAGGCAGAAGAUGCAAAGCAGAAAGAGCUGGAGUACCAGCAGGCAGCCUUUGUUGAGUACCUGAACGGACCGUUCCUGUAUGACAGUCUGCAUGAAGAGGAUGGAGAAGCUGCCAAACUGGUUUCCCUCCCUGGAGUGGAGGAGCUGCUGCAGGCAUACAAGGAGGAGUUUGUCUUAGUUUGUGAGAACCUGUAUAAGUAUGGACUGGAAGAGUAUGAAAAACGAGAAGCUGAAGUCUCUAAAUUCUACAAAAGACUCCAUGAAAUUCUGGCAGUCAACCAGCAAGAAAGCAGGAGAAUAAUCUCAGACUUUGAGAGUCGGAACCAAAGGAGGCUGGAUGAGCUUUAUCAGGACGGGAGUGGUGAAAUUGCUGACUCUAAAAGAGCCCAGGGCAAGGAGGAGAUCCAUCAGCUGUGGGAUGCACUCAUGAUCUUGGAAGCACUGGUAUCCAACGACCUGGAGGAACUGUUAGAGGACUUUAAAAGAAGCAUUGAUGUCAUAGCAUCAACAUUCACUGAAAACGUUCAAGGGAUGUUUAGCCAGUGCCGGGACCUGGAAAACCAACACCUUGAAAAGGUGAUGGAGAUUGUCCAGGCCACCCUGAAGAAAAUAGAGCGCUUUGAGCUUGAAGAGGAUUUCCCAGAUGAUCUUCGAAUGCUCUUUGAGGACAAAACCACCGUUGUCAACAUCAUCAACGUGUCCCACAGCAUCCGCCUGCGGAAGAUUGAUAAGCGAGAGAGCGACAUGCUCUCCAACACCUACCAGUGGCAGAAGUCAGUCAUAGAGAAGGCUUUCCAAACUGAGAGUGACAGAAACCGUGCCUGUAUUGAAAAGAUCAUUUGCUUCACCAACACUCUGCAGAAGGAGCUGGAUAGCACAGUGAUCCUGGAUCCUAAAGGAUAGGGCUGGGGAGCUGCCUCAGCUGGGGCACACAGGACAGCCCCCAGCAGGAACAGCUGCCUCUCUAUGGCCAAGCUGCCUGGGACAUUUCAGUCCAAAUUCACAUUUCUUCCAUCCCACCAUAAACUGCAAAUAAAAGCUACUUCUUGACUCUGGAAAAGCAUCCAAAGCCCUGUCUCUUCCAUCACAUUGUCACUAAGCCCAUGCA
Messenger RNA from Serinus canaria (Common canary), 1964 nucleotides. RefSeq names its product dynein regulatory complex subunit 3 (gene DRC3). The record is from RefSeq and is a predicted model, not a curated record. Gene Ontology annotation, molecular function: protein binding. NCBI's taxonomy places the organism in Eukaryota, Metazoa, Chordata, Aves, Passeriformes, Fringillidae.